GUGCUCUGGUUUUAUGCGAUUGCCCAAGUUGUAUGUUGCGGCGUAACGUUUGCUAUUUGCAUACGGUCGGCUUCGGUGUCAACCGAUUAACAAGAUACAUUAUAAUAAUUAAAUAGUAUAUUUGCGCAUAUCUUUAUUCAAUAAAGUAUAAUUUAUUAUACCAAACCAUGGAGAUUGAGAUUUUAAGCAACGUCGGUUCGAAGCCGCUGGGAAAGAUUCAGGUGCCCGCAGAUGCCACCAUCAAAGUUGUGAAAGAUAAAAUUCAUCAGUCGGUGAAGAAGUCGUUAUAUCCCAGCCGCCAAUCCAUAACUCUUGAAGCCAAAGGCAAAUCGCUGAAGGAAGAGCAAUCACUUAAAGAAUUAAAUAUUCAAAAUGGUGCCAAGCUUUAUGUCAGAGAUCUGGGUCCUCAAAUCUCAUGGAAGGGGGUAUUCUUGGCAGAAUACGCAGGCCCAUUCUUCGUGUACCUUUGGGUUUACCAGAGGCCCUGGAUUCUCUAUGGAACUCCUUCAGAAGGUCCCUCUACUGUUGCCAGCGUUGCUGCCAUAUGCUGGUCAAUCCACUAUGCCAAAAGAUUGCUUGAAACCCUAUUUGUACACCGUUUCUCCCAUGGCACAAUGCCACUGAGGAACUUGUUCAAGAACUGCUCCUACUACUGGCUGUUCACCCUGUAUGUGGCAUACCAUAUCAACCACCCCCUGUACACACCACCCUGCACUAACUGUUUCUACAUAGGGCUUGCUGGUUUUGCUUUCUGCGAGGUAGGCAACUUGAGCAUCCACAUCUUACUGAAGAACCUGCGCCCGCCGGGCACCAAAGUGAGGCGUAUCCCUGUGCCCAACGGCAACCCGUUCUCUGCGCUCUUCAACUACGUGUCCUGCCCGAACUACACCUAUGAAGUUGGCUCCUGGGUGUUCUUUACCGUCAUGACACAGUGUGCACCCGCUGGCUUGUUCGCGGCGGUCGGCUUCUACCAAAUGGCGGUGUGGGCGGUCGGCAAGCACCGCAACUACAAGAAGGAGUUCCCCGACUACCCCAAGAGCCGUAAAGCAAUCAUUCCAUUCAUUCUAUAAAACUUUACUCAGUUGCAUUACUCGACGUCUGACGUCUAAUGUUUUCCAAGUAGUAUUGUCGUUAAAGUUUGAGAUCUAUCGCACAUGGCGUAAUUUUCCAGCGAUCAAGCUAGAUUUUUCUAGACGAACCAAAAAAUAGCAAAUAACAAAUUUGCUUUAUACCCCUUCAUAUGACCUUAAAAAGCAUGAAGUUGGAUAUAAAAUAGUUAUAGUUUUUGGUUUCGGCAGCCUCCGCUACUAAAUCGAAGCUAAACGUGUGACUUAGGACUUAGGGGUCGUCCAUUAAUUACAUCACACAAAAUUUCGAUAUUUUUUUAGACAAUCCGAAUCGAAUCGUUUCUGGUGCAGAGGGUGUCCAUAGCCAUCCAGCGGGGUAAUGCCGUGAGCAUUAUGGGCACUUUUGCACCGGAAGCGAUAGCGAACGGGUUUGACUAAAUUACCUCGUGUAAUUAUAUAAUUAUUUGUAAGAAAUGUAAUAUUUUAUUGUAUUGGAAAUCAAUUUUAGACAAUUGAGAAAUUGAAAAACUUUCUAUGGUGGAUCUUAUGAGGUUAAACAAAAUAAAAUACCCGUCGCCACUUAUUAAUGCUUAAAAGCGACCGUGUGCGAUACCUCUUAAAAAUAUUCGAAUUCUUCGCGUAUGCAUUGCAUUACGGCGGUGUUGGAUAUCGAAGGUGAUGGUUUUUUUUUAAUUUAUUGUAUGCUAAUGACUGAAUGUUGAUAAGAAAUAACUUGCAAUACGUAGUAUGUUUUAACGUUUAAUUAUUUUUAAGCUCAUAACAUUAAAAUAUUCUAGUAUUAGUAAUCAAUA
Cydia strobilella is the source of this 1879-nucleotide messenger RNA. It is a transcript of the gene Sc2, whose product is annotated as probable very-long-chain enoyl-CoA reductase art-1. The record is from RefSeq and is a predicted model, not a curated record. Lineage: Eukaryota; Metazoa; Arthropoda; Insecta; Lepidoptera; Tortricidae. The transcript has 5 exons. Gene Ontology annotation, molecular function: protein binding; oxidoreductase activity, acting on the CH-CH group of donors. Gene Ontology annotation, biological process: very long-chain fatty acid biosynthetic process. The coding region runs from base 168 to 1070 and encodes 300 amino acids.